CAGCCACUUUCUGGAAAUGUUCUGUUGUGACGUAAACCGCUUCAGAAUCUUCUCUGAGGUCUUCUGGUGGGAAGCCCAAACAGUCAGAACACUUGGUACUACUGUUUGCACGCAUUUUGCUGGCCUAGAGAACCGCCGAUAUGGUUCAUCGUCGAUAUAAGGAAAACCAAAUCAUUAAUGAAAAAGUUGACGGAGAUCAGCACUCACAGAAAUAUGGAUUGGAUGAGAGAGUUGCUGGUUCUGAAGCUCCAGCUGCCGGGACCUCUAUAGAAAACAACUGGAGCACUUUCUGGCUGCACCACCUGUUUGGAUACAGGCUGAAUAAAGACAAAGGGUCUUCAAAGAGUGAAAACAAGCCCACUGAGCAGCAGCAGAGAGUGGCCUCUUUAGAUGGUGCAGCUACCACCACAGCACAUCCACCUGAGAAGAAAAAGCCACAGAAGAGGACAAAGAGUUUUUGGAGACUAUUUAGUUGCUUCAGAAGGAAAACACAAGUGUCUCCACUUUCUGAUGAUGAUACUCAGGAUCAUCAGAGAAGCUCACUUGAAACUGAAAUCAAACGACAAGGGAGCAACAGGCAAGAAGACAAUGCAGUGAUAAAGCACUGCCAGGAAGCCCUCACAAACAUCAACAGGAUCCAGGUCCAUCCCAUUUAUAGUAGACACUGUUUAUUUCUUGGGACGCUAUUUGUGGAGGUCAGCUCAGCCUUCAACACCUUCAACACCGUCCUUCCUGACAUGCUGGCCAUGAAGCUCCACAACCUUGGUUUAUCUGUAGCACUUUGCUCCUGGAUCAGUGACUUCCUCACCAACAGACCCCAGGUGGUAUCUUCUGUGACAGCGUGGAUUUAGAGCUUCCCGGCAUAGGAGAGAAAAGACUUAGCACAGGUGGUGUGUCCCUGUAGUUCAGGAAAUCCCAGCUGAACUUGCCCCUUGAGUCAGCACGGAACCACGUGGACUGGCCCACAAACCUGCAGAAGUAACACCAGUUCUUCUUCCGGAGCUGGUCUCUCCCCAGCUGGGACCUCCACCU
Molecule: messenger RNA, 1032 nt
Organism: Girardinichthys multiradiatus
Lineage: Eukaryota; Metazoa; Chordata; Actinopteri; Cyprinodontiformes; Goodeidae
Exons: 11
Coding region: 141-851 (236 amino acids)
Source: RefSeq, a predicted model, not a curated record